UAUGAAUGUAUUGAAUGUGGGAAGGCCUUUCAACAGAGAGUACAACUUACCCAACAUCAGACAGUUCAUACUGGAAAGAAACCUUAUGAAUGUAAUGAAUGUGGGAAAGCUUUUCGUUUAAACACAGGACUUAUUCAUCAUCAAACAAUUCAUACUGGAGAGAAAUCUUUUAAAUGUAAUGAAUGUGGGAAGGCCUUCUCUGUAAGUACAUAUCUUACCCAGCAUCAGAGAAUUCAUACUGGAGAGAAACCUUAUAAAUGUAAGAUUUGUGGGAAGGCCUUCCGCCUGAGUACAGGACUUACUCAACAUAAAACAAUUCAUACUGGAGAGAAACCUUACAAAUGUAAUGAAUGUGGGAAGGCCUUCCGUCUAAGAACACAGCUUGCUGAACAUCAGACCGUUCAUACUGGAGAGAAGCCUUAUGAAUGUCUUGAAUGUGGGAAGACUUUUCGCUUGAACACAGGACUUACACAGCAUCAGACAAUUCAUACUGGAGAGAAACCUUAUGAGUGCAAUGAAUGUGGAAAGGCCUUUAGCCAAAGAGCAGAUCUUAUUCGACAUCAUAGAAUUCAUACUGGAGAGAAACCUUAUGAGUGUAAUGAAUGUGGGAAGGCCUUCCGCUUGAGAACACAGCUUACUGAACAUCAGACCAUUCAUACUGGAGAAAAGCCUUAUGAAUGUAUUGAAUGUGGGAAAGCUUUCCGCCUGAGCACAGGUCUUACUCAACAUCAGAUAGUUCAUACUGGAGAGAAACCUUAUGAAUGUAAGGAAUGUGGGAAAGCCUUCAGUCAAAGGGCAGAACUUACCCGACAUCGAAAAAUUCAUAGUGGAGAAAAACCUUAUGAAUGCAAUGAAUGCGGGAAGGCCUUCCCCCUGAGCUCAUAUCUCACUCAGCACCAGAGAAUUCACACUGGAGAGAAAUGUUAUAAAUGUGACGAAUGUGGAAAGGCCUUUCCCUUGAGCUCACAACUUACUCAGCACCAGAGAAUUCAUACUGGAGAGAAACCUUAUAAAUGUAAAGUUUGUGGGAAAGCCUUCCGCCUGAGCCAAGGACUUACUCAACAUCAAACAAUUCAUACUGGUGAGAAACGGUAUGAAUGUAAUGAAUGUGGGAAAACCUUUCGCCAAAGGACAGGACUUACUGAACAUCAGACAAUUCACACUGGUGAGAAACCGUACGAAUGUAGUGAAUGUAGGAAGGCUUUUCGGCUGAGAGCACAACUCUCCCAUCAUCAGAAAAUUCAUACGGGUGAGAGACCUUUUGAAUGUAACGAGUGUGGGAAGGCCUUUAACCACCGACCAGAACUUAAACGGCAUACCAGAAUUCAUACUGGAGAAAAACCGUAUGAGUGUAAUGAAUGUGGGAAUGCCUUUCGCCUUAGUACACACCUAACUCGACAUAGGAGGAUUCAUACUGGCGAGAAACCUUAUGAAUGUAAUGAAUGUGUUUUGUCAUUCCGCUUAAAAACACAGCUUACUCAACAUCAGAAAAUUCAUACUGGAAAGAAACUCUACGAAUGCCAUGAUUAAAGGGAGACUUUUUUCCAAAACAAACAUUACUCAAUGUCAGCUCCUGUUGAAGACAGAAAUCUAGUGAAAAUGGUGAUCAUGGAAGCAUGUCUAGCCAGAGUCCAAACCUAAAAGUCAGAUCAUUUAUAUUGGAAGGUCAUAUGAAUUUUAGGAACAUGAGGAAUUUUACCCUAGCACUAAUUAACUGAAAAUGAGAGAACUCAGACUAAAGGAAUGUCCUAUAGAUUGAGCAGGUUCCAGUGUAUUUUUCAAAGCAGCUCUCCUAAACCCUUUCUCCCUUCUUGCCUACCUUCCACAAACCCCACAUGUACUGCAUUAGACUUAAUUUAAUGGCAAAAGAAUCACAAUCUGACAGGCUCUCACUUCAAUUUCAUACCUUGGGACUCUGGAAUUGUCAAGCAUACUUUCCUCCUUUUUAGCCGUAAAAGAAGAGGUACUCUUGUUCUUUAUAAAUGUGGAAAGACAGCACAAAACAGAAUUUAAAUGUUCCAGCAUUCAUACUGGAGAGAAAUCUUAUGAAUAGAAUCAACAUGAAGAUUUCAGGGCUAUUAAUCACUUUAAAAAUAAGUUUUUAUAAAUAUCUUCUUAUAUCAUAAUUGUCCCAAGUAGUCCUCCUAGGUAGUCCUCUUGUAUAAUAAAUAGUAUUUUUUAGAAAGGAAAAAAAGUCAGCACAACUAUUUCAUGCAAAAAAAAAAAAAAAAAAAGCCCAAUACCUGUGCAGUGUGUAACACCUGCCCAUGUGGGAACCGCACAUCCACAAAUGGGCAGGUAAGGAGUGGCCUCCCAUCUGUCUUUGAGUACUGCUGGAUCUUUAUCAUUUUGCUACAUUUCUUUUUGGUAUGUUGGUGUCUCAUCCUUUCCAUAUAUGUCAUUUGAUUACUGUAUAUGUUUGUUUUCUUGGUUCAGUCAGACUUGAGAAUCCAGAUUAAGUUGCAUAAAUGAGGAAGUGUAUAAAUCCAUGUGCAUUUCCUUCAGAAGCUAUUCC
Molecule: messenger RNA, 2515 nt
Organism: Gracilinanus agilis (Agile Gracile Mouse Opossum)
Lineage: Eukaryota; Metazoa; Chordata; Mammalia; Didelphimorphia; Didelphidae
Product: zinc finger protein 665-like
Exons: 2
Source: RefSeq, a predicted model, not a curated record